Messenger RNA from Brugia pahangi, 1827 nucleotides. The record is from the annotation of a GenBank genome assembly. NCBI's taxonomy places the organism in Eukaryota, Metazoa, Nematoda, Chromadorea, Rhabditida, Onchocercidae.
AUGGAUCAGCGGUAUAAUUCAUUGCUGCCAAGAGAACAAUGGUCCUCUUCUACCGAUUUUAUAAUGUCCUGUAUCGGAUAUGCCAUUGGUCUCGGUAAUGUCUGGCGAUUUCCAUAUUUAUGCUAUCAAAAUGGUGGUGGAGCAUUUCUAAUACCAUAUGUGAUUUCUCUUAUAUUUUGUGGUGCACCCCUUUUCAUAUUGGAGACAACAUGGGGACAGCUAUUGAGUAUUGGUGGACUCGGAAUGUUUAAAAUUUGUCCAAUUUUCAAAGGUGUUGGAAUAGCCGCUGCAGUGAUGGCAUUUUGGCUCAACAUUUAUUACAUUGUAGUUCUAAGUUGGGCAAUGUGCUAUCUAUGGGAAUCAAUUCGAUUGGAUUCAAAUGUUCCAUGGCGAAAUUGUGAUCAUCAGUGGAACACUCCUCGAUGUCGCAGUGAAUACGAACCACUAACUUGUGAUAAUAACAGAACAAUUGCGAAGUAUUUCAAUGUGCAGAUAUUAACAAAUGAUCAUUUGAAUGAAUACCGUAAACAAUUCUUCGUUGGUUCAAAAUCAAAUUGGACUAUUUGUGGUGGAGAUGAUUUGAAUGUACAAUCACCUGUCAAAGAAUUUUGGAACUAUCAAGUGCUUGGUAUCAGUUCGGGAAUCGAGGAACCAGGAGGAUUACGUUGGGAUCUUGCAUUCUUUUUAUUAAUCGCUUGGACAAUAUGCUAUCUGUGCAUCUUCAAGGGUGUUCGAUGGACCGGAAAAAUUGUUUAUCUCACUGCAUCAUUUCCAUAUAUAAUGCUUAUUUGUUUGUUGAUACGUGGAUUAACAUUGCCAGGAGCAAGUUUGGGUCUCGAAUUCUAUUUGAAACCAAAUUUUGAGAAGCUUUUUGAGAGUAAAGUAUGGGUGGAUGCAGUAACACAAGUUUUCUUCUCGUAUGGCCUUGGCCUAGGCGCUCUUGUUGCACUUGGUAGUUACAAUUCGUAUCAUAAUAACAUCUACAGGCAAGCAUUGACAAUAUGCUUUGUAAAUAGUGCUACAAGCGUUUUUGCUGGUUUCGUUAUCUUUUCAUUCAUUGGCUUUAUGGCUGUUGAACAAGGCAAACCUGUUGAUGAGGUAGCACAGUCUGGUCCAGGUCUCCUUUUUCUGGCUUAUCCAUCCGGAAUCUUGCAGCUACCAUAUACAAAUGUUUGGUCCAUCCUGUUCUUUACAAUGGUUUUAUUCUUGGGCAUUGAUUCACAAUUUUGUACUAUGGAAGGCUUUUUCACGGCAGUGAUUGAUGAGUUUCCGCAUCUGAUACAUGGCAAGAAGUAUGGCCGUGAAUUUUUCGUACUCGGAAUUUGCAUUAUAAGCUACUUAUGUGGCUUAAGUACUGUUACAAAAGGCGGUUUUUAUGUAUUUCAGUUGUUUGAUUUUUAUGCAGCAUCCGGUUGGGCGCUUCUAUGGCUUCUAUUCUUCGAAUGUAUUGCCAUUUCUUGGUCUGUUGGUAUCGAUCAGUGGUAUGAAUAUAUCAGAUCAAUGGUAGGUUAUUAUCCGAGUCGAUGGUGGAAAUUUUGUUGGGUUUUUGCAACUCCCGUUGUGUGUAUGAGUGUAAUGCUUUUUGGAUUAGCAAAAUAUGAACCACUGCGAAUAGAUGCAUACAAUUAUGAUUACCCAUUAUGGGGUCAUAUAUUUGGAUGGUUUCUUUCCCUUUCAUCCAUGCUUUGCAUUCCAGUUUACGGCAUCUAUUUAUGGACUAUAACCGAUGGAACUACUUCACAAAGAGUUAAAAAGCUAUUUCGGCCAAAAAUACAAAUUGAAUUAGAUGGUAAUGUUGGACAAGAACUAACGGAGCGUGAAGAGUAA